Anolis sagrei ordinatus is the source of this 1998-nucleotide messenger RNA. RefSeq names its product glycerophosphodiester phosphodiesterase domain containing 3 (gene GDPD3). Gene Ontology annotation, cellular component: endoplasmic reticulum membrane. Gene Ontology annotation, molecular function: phosphoric diester hydrolase activity; phosphatidylcholine lysophospholipase A1 activity. The record is from RefSeq and is a predicted model, not a curated record. Gene Ontology annotation, biological process: glycerophospholipid catabolic process. Lineage: Eukaryota; Metazoa; Chordata; Lepidosauria; Squamata; Anolidae.
UGCACAUGCGCAGACACGUCACACAGUUUACAGAUCUAGCAGGAAAUUAUCGGGGGAGGGAGGGAUUAAAUUAUUCCUUUUUGAGCCUGCAGAAGGCCUAGGCUAUUAAGCAGAUACAUGAGCACUCUCUUUUCUGAACAAAGGGCUGGUGAUCAAAUGCAUCUUAUCUCUGACAGACUGAAAUAUUUCUCAGAGUGCUGCCAAAUGGGUGGCACAAUCACAAGCCGCAAAAGCGAAACACCUCUCUGUUUCUCUCUCUGCGUGUCUUUGGGUUCAAAGUAUUGGCCUGUAGGCAUGACAUCUGCUGUUUGGUGGACUUAAGAGCACUCUGGAAUUUUGUUCAGGUUAAAGUCAUAUGUCUCCCUGGAAGAGAAACAAGGUCAAGUGGUUCAAAACAGGACUGAAAGCACAUACUCCUGGCUUGUUGCUGCCAAGAAAGAAAUGCUCUUUAUCCCUGGGAGUGGCAAGACUGUAAAGUGUACAGGUUGGCAUGGGGCGUGGAGGGGCAGGUGUAUGACUGGUGUGUGCCUGUGACAUACAUAGCCACUCAUGUGGAUGGAGGUGUGCAAGCUGAAGACUAGGGAGGUUCUGUCAGACCAAGGGGAGGGGUGAGCUCCUAUCUUGACUCCCUUCCACACACCCUUCUUCCUGCUACUGUGCUUUAAAAACCACAAGAACCUGCCAAUCCAGCCACUCAUGGCCAUGGUGGCCAACACUGCUUAUCGUACCUGACCGAGGAUUUCAGGGAUUCCAGUCUACUCGACUUCAUUCAUGAAUCCUGUCUCUUCCCAGAGGAUCUGAAGAACCUGUUCCUAUUUUUUCCUCUGACCUAUGAGUACCACCUGCCUUGAAGAGGAACCCAAGACUGAACCAUGAGCUCCAACUUACUUUUUUAUGGGUUGCCUGCUCUUGGGAUUUAUGCAUUGGCAUCUCACUGCCUGAGAAAGAACCCACAUCUACUCCACAAAAAGAAAAGGUUUCCUGUCCGAUGCCGGCAUGUCUCUCAUCGAGGUGGUUGCGGUGAACGGAUUGAGAACACUUUGGAAGCCUUUCAUCAUGCAUUGAGCCAGGGGACAAACCUGCUGGAACUUGACUGCCAGCUGACAAAAGAUGGUAUUGUGGUUGUGUCCCAUGAUGAUGAACUGCUACGCCAGACAGGACACAAAAUUGACAUCAUGAAGACAAACUAUGCGGAUCUGCCACCCUAUAAGGAUUCUCUGGAGGUGACAUUUUCACCAGGUUCCUUCUCCCAUGGUAAAGACCACCGGAUUCCAAAAUUGGAAGAGGUCUUCCAGCAAUUUCCCGGAGUACCUAUCAAUAUUGAAAUUAAAAAAGACAGUGAUGAACUCAUACAUAAGGUAGCUGACCUUGUUCGGCAAUAUGAGCGCUCCCACAUAAGCAUCUGGGCUUCCUUUGAAGGGAAGGUACUGAAGAAAUGCUGUGCAGCUAACACUGAGAUGCCCUAUAUAUUUUCUCUGUCGCGUGGAAUCCUAAUUCUUCUGCUCUAUUAUGUGGGGCUCUUGCCUUUCAUUCCCCUGAAGGAGUCCUUUGUGGAGUUUGUGCUGCCUUCCAUCAUGAACAGGACAUAUUUUCCAGUGGAAAGGGGCAUGUGGGGAGCACUGCUGGCAAAAUUUUCCUACAAAAUGACAAUGAGGAAAAAACUUUUCAAGCAUCUCGAAGACAGAGGAAUACAGGUUCUUCUUUGGGUCCUGAAUGACGAUAAAUAUUUUGACGAAGCCUUCAGUUAUGGGAUUUCUGGAGUCAUGACGGAUUAUCCCACACUCCUCCGGAAGUAUCUAGAUACUCAUCCACCCCUUUACAAAGAAUAAUCCAGAACAUGACUGGGAAUGCACUGAGGGAGAAGCUAUUUAGAUAUUGCCUGAGGAAAGGAAAAAGAUAUGCCACAUCAGAAGGAAAAGGAAAGAAACCCUGAGCUAAGCUUUGUAUGAUCAAAAUCUAGUGUAAAAUUAUGAAAUAAUAAAAUUUAUUGUUAUUAGA